GCUCUGUCCAUCACCUGGACAGGUGUGUCCAUUAGCCUCGGGCGGCUGAGUGCAGUGGAUCCAGGCAGAGGCUAACAGUGCCUGGUGAGAUAACAACAGCACCAUCAUGGGCAGUGGAAGCAGCAGUGCUUGCAGAAUGGUGUCUAUCUCGGAUGGAUAUGCCUCAGCAUCCCUACAAAGUAGUUCCGUGGAGUAAGAGAGUAGAGAUCACCUUGAGCUGCUGCUUGUCAGUGUACUGACUCUUACAUCAGUCAGCGGUUUCCUGCGAGAAGGACCUCUCCAGAUCCCAUAAUAAUCGCCAUGCCUCAGCUAAAGUGUGCCGACAUGGGCUCCGCCUUCAUCCAGACGCAGCAGCUCAACGCCGCCAUGGCUGACACUUUCCUGGAACACAUGUGCCUGCUGGAUAUUGACUCGGAACCCACCACUGCUCGCAAUACUGGCAUCAUCUGCACCAUUGGGCCAGCCUCUCGCUCUGUGGACAUCCUGAAAGAGAUGAUCAAGUCUGGAAUGAACAUUGCCCGCUUGAACUUCUCCCACGGCACACACGAGUACCACGCUGGAACCAUCAAGAAUGUGCGUGAGGCAUGUGAGAGCUUUGAGCCCGGAAGCAUCCAGUACAGGCCAAUUGGUAUCGCCCUGGACACUAAAGGGCCAGAGAUCAGGACCGGCCUCAUCAAGGGAAGCGGUACAGCUGAGGUGGAGCUGAAGAAGGGCAACAUGAUCAAGAUCACCUUGGAUGACUCCUACCAGGACAACUGCAGCGACGAGAUCCUCUGGCUGGACUACAAGAAUAUCACCAAAGUCGUGGAACCCGGCAGCAAGAUCUACAUUGAUGACGGACUCAUUUCCCUGCAGGUCAAGGAGAUUGGGUCCGAUUUCCUCAUGUGUGAGAUAGAGAAUGGCGGGACCCUGGGCAGUAAGAAGGGCGUCAACCUCCCCGGCGCCGCUGUAGACCUGCCUGCCGUCUCAGAAAAAGACAUCCAGGAUCUGACAUUCGGUGUGGAGCAAGGCGUCGACAUGGUUUUCGCCUCCUUCAUCCGCAAGGCCGCUGACGUCCAUGCCGUCCGGGCUGUGCUGGGGGAGAAGGGCAAAGACAUCAAGAUCAUCAGCAAGCUGGAGAACCAUGAGGGCGUCCGCAGGUUUGAUGAGAUAAUGGAGGCCAGCGAUGGCAUCAUGGUCGCCCGUGGCGACCUUGGUAUUGAAAUCCCCACAGAAAAAGUCUUCCUUGCCCAGAAAAUGAUGAUUGGCCGCUGCAACAGAGCCGGCAAGCCAAUCACAUGCGCCACUCAGAUGUUGGAGAGCAUGAUCAAGAAGCCAAGGCCCACCCGCGCCGAGGGCAGCGACGUCGCCAACGCCGUGCUGGAUGGGGCGGACUGCAUCAUGCUGAGUGGUGAGACCGCUAAGGGAGACUACCCCCUGGAAGCUGUGCGCACACAACACAUGAUCGCUCGCGAAGCAGAGGCCGCCAUGUUCCACCGUCAGGUGUUUGAGGACCUGCGUCGCUCCACGCCGUACUGCAAAGACCCUGCAGAGGCCAUUGCAAUCGGAGCUGUCGAGGCCUCAUUUAAGAGCUUGGCCUCCGCGAUCAUUGUGCUCACGGGCUCCGGAAGGUCCGCACACCUGCUGUCCAGAUACAGGCCACGUGCCCCCAUCCUGGCCGUGACCCGUAACGCCCAGACUGCCCGCCAGGCUCACCUGUACCGCGGGAUCUUCCCGGUCCUUUACACCAAACCCGCUCACGACGUGUGGGCCGAGGAUGUGGACAUGCGUGUCAACUUUGCCAUGGAUAUGGGCAAGGCUAGAGGCUUCUUCAAGGAGGGCGACGUCGUCAUCGUCCUGACCGGCUGGCGUCCAGGUUCCGGUUACACCAACACCAUGCGAGUUGUUCUUGUGGCCUGAGCUGCCUGAACAGGGUCGCCUUCAUCUUCACCUGUCCUCUAUAGCUCUCAACACUCCCACCAUUCAUUCAUUCAUUCAUUCAUUCAUUCACUCCUCUGACGACACAUGGGCUCUACCGGUGAACUCCUACAAAACACAUUUAGGCAAUAUAAUAUAAAAGAGACCAGGCAGCCUUUUUGCAAGAACCGGGUGGGUUUGUAGGCUUGUUCUGUGCAAAUCCACACCCUGUGUCCAUUCAUUUCACUUUCAAACUUUGAAUGAAACCAGGCUGCGGUGCCUCAGAUUGACACACGUCGACCAAGAAACUGCUGUAUGUAUUCACUCUAAAGACGCUUGUAUUCAAUGCGGUCCAGUCUAGUGGCGGACCCAGGUGCAUGCGCAUCGCGGCUCUUGUUUAGGUGAUGUGAUUUUUCCUAAACACCCCUCCUCGGCCGAGCAAUCGAACAAAAUAGUGGCGUAUCCACCUAAACAGAGUUUUGUGUAGUGCUGUAUGACGUGUCCUCUAUGCUUUGACUCCGUGUUGCACUCCUAAUCGUACUCCACUGUGUUACAGUCUAUAUUAUACUUGACUAUUAUAGUGAAUGGUGUUUUGUUUUGUUUGGGACAUCCAUAAUAACUUCUAUUUUGUCUAACGCUAGAGAAUUUGGAUGUCCCUCCCCAUUUGAAGCUUGUUACUGUAUUUAUGUUGUCAUAUACACGUCACGUGUUUUAGGAUCCUGUCUAAGUUGGCACUUAAAAUAAAAAUACACGAAAAGGGCACUUUGAUGGGGGGGCACUUUUGUCCCAGUGGGUGAUGGGUACACAAAAAAAUCCCCAUACUUGUUUGUCCACGUCGAUGAGCCUGCUAUAGCAUUCAUCAUGUGUCUGACAUGCUAUUUGAUUGUUACGCUAGUGUAAGAGCUAUGUGAACGUGAACAGGUCAUGUGUAGCCGGUGUACUGAGUCAUCACAAGACUGGAUUUCAUCAAUAAAGUGACAAGUACCUAAA
Dunckerocampus dactyliophorus (ringed pipefish) is the source of this 2886-nucleotide messenger RNA. It is a transcript of the gene pkma, whose product is annotated as pyruvate kinase M1/2a. The record is from RefSeq and is a predicted model, not a curated record. Gene Ontology annotation, molecular function: pyruvate kinase activity; potassium ion binding; magnesium ion binding. Gene Ontology annotation, cellular component: cytoplasm. The transcript has 12 exons. The coding region runs from base 301 to 1899 and encodes 532 amino acids. Gene Ontology annotation, biological process: glycolytic process. Lineage: Eukaryota; Metazoa; Chordata; Actinopteri; Syngnathiformes; Syngnathidae.